This is a messenger RNA of Xenopus laevis (African clawed frog), 1828 nucleotides long. RefSeq names its product protein kinase C delta type. The record is from RefSeq and is a predicted model, not a curated record. Lineage: Eukaryota; Metazoa; Chordata; Amphibia; Anura; Pipidae. The coding region runs from base 28 to 1137 and encodes 369 amino acids. The transcript has 10 exons.
AAGGAGGAAGAAGAUCCUUCUUGGAAAAUGAAGAAGAAGAGGAGAUGUGAGAGUCCAGUGGAAGAACCAGCUGUGGGAGGAUUCGGAGAUGGAGGUAGAAAGCAGUAUCCUCUGAGAAGGAAAAGAUCUCGAAGUCCGGAGGAGAACUCAGCUGGAGGAAAAGAGAAGAAGAUUAGAGAGGACGCAUCGGCGUACCUAGACAUCAACAAUUACAGCCUAUAUAAGGAGUUAGGCAAAGGCAGCUUUGGAAAGGUGGUGUUGGCAUCAUAUACCAUCAAGAACCAACUGACUGCUAUUAAGAUCAUCGAGAAGCAGCGGGAGGAUGACUUGAAAUAUGUCAGGAGAGAGGCAUCGGUUCUCCAGAUUGCUAGCAGGUGCCCAUUCCUAUGCCGGGCAAUGGCGACUUUCCAAACUCAGUCGCUGAUCCUGCUAGCCCUGGAGUACGUCAGUGGCGGCACUCUCCAGAACAUCAUCAAGACCCGGGGCCAUCUGAACAGUGAGCAAAUCCUGUUCUAUGCUUCAGAAAUAGUGGUAGGCAUAAAGUUCCUGCACAAGAAUGGGAUCGUUCAUAGAGACCUCAAGCCGGAGAACAUAUUGGUGGAUGACCAGGGCCACAUAAAGAUCUGUGAUUUUGGCCUUGUCUGCACCCGUAUGUAUGGAGAGAAGACGCGGUGUGGCUAUUAUGGAACACCAGGCUACACAGCACCACAGGUUUUAUCAGAGGAGAAUUACGACGCUGGAGCUGACUGGUGGUCAUUCGGCGUCAUCUUGUAUGAAAUGGCCACCGGUAAAUUACCGUUCUCGCCGAAGGGAACCCUGGAACAACAGGCAGAAACCAUUAUCAACGGAGUGCCUGAGUAUCCAGAUUCCCUUUCUGCCACCCUGCGGGACCUCAUAGAGCAGCUCUUGAAGAAGGAGGCCGACCAACGCCUUGGGGUGAAUGGCAACAUCCGGCAUCACCCUUUUUUUUCUACUCUCAAAUGGAAGAGAGUAAAGAAGAGAAAACUGGAGUCUCCCAUAAAACCUAAACCAGCUAAGGGUCUCGUCAAAAAAGACAUCUCGUUCCCGAAAGAGAACCCGAGCGAGACCCGCAUGCUCAAGAAGUUCAAUUACGUGGACCCGAGCUGGCUGGAAUAAUGCGUCAAAAAGCCGUGAAACAUACCACCAUGACACCACUAGCACCUCCACCGCUUCAUCCUGCAACAUCGGGUAAUGUAUAAUGGCAACAAGCAAGGUGAGCAAAUACUGUAAUUACCAUCUUACUGUCCAGCUCUACCUUAUAAUUCCAACACCCAAAGAGGAUCUUUUCCCCGAAAUACACCAUCUUGCAGGUUGUUAGCACUGUGGCCGACAUCACCAUAGAAAGCACUUACAGCUGCAUUUAUUUUCUCAAGUGCUUUCAGUGCCAUUACCAACUUAUGCAGCUUUGUUUUUCAUGUUCAUAGUUUUGUACUUUUUAAGUUAAAAAACAAAAAAAACAAAAAAAAUUCCCCCCAUCUUCGCUUGUUAUACUACCCUAUCUUCCCAUGGUAACCAUUCCCAUAAGCACAGUCUGUGACCUCCAGGCUUUAUCAUUAUCUGUAAUGUUAUCAGAGGGGGGGAUAGGGGUGGGCAUAGCUAGUGGAUUGUGACUGGCUAAUUUGUAAUCUGUGGCCAGUCACAAUCCACCAGCGGUUCCCCUCUAAUGACAUCACAGACUACAUGCUCAACUACCCAUCCAUUUAUAUCCCUUACCAAGCAUAGCCUAUUCCUCCCAGGUCUUAUAAAGCACAACCUGUUCCCCCCAGGUCUCAUAAAGCACAGCCUGUUCCCCCCAGGUCUUAUAAAG